Equus caballus (horse) is the source of this 739-nucleotide messenger RNA. RefSeq names its product keratin associated protein 7-1 (gene KRTAP7-1). NCBI's taxonomy places the organism in Eukaryota, Metazoa, Chordata, Mammalia, Perissodactyla, Equidae. The record is from RefSeq and is a predicted model, not a curated record.
CGUGCAGGAGAACUCCAUCCACACUUGGGUAACUUGCUCUUCCCAAUUGAUCCAAAUCCUUCUCAACUCCUGCCACCAUGACUCGUUUCUUCAGCUGUGGAAGCUACUUCCCAGGCUAUCCUUGCUAUGGAACCAACUUCCAUGGGACCUUCAGAGCCACCCCCCUGAAUGUUGUCGUGCCCCUGGGCUCUCCCCUGAACUAUGGUCUUGGAUGCAAUGGCUAUAGUUCCCUGGGCUACAGCUUUGGUGGUAGCAACAUCAGCAACCUGGGCUGUGGCUAUGGUGGCAGCUUUUCCAGGCCAUGGGGCUCUGGCUCUGGCUUUGGCUACAGCACCUACUGAUGAACCAACGGCUCCAGGCAACUACCGGACUCUCAAUCAACUCUUUAUGCAUAGGACAGCCUGAAGAGCAAAGACUGCUUUCCUGCCUUCAGAUGUGCUUGGGAGAUGCAUCUUCCAUCUUCUUGCUAAUGUCUUACUGAGGUCCAGGUCUUUGAUGAUGCUGAACAAAUUACCCAGGCAUCAAAUGUUGAACUGAUACUCAUCUACAGCCAAAGAAAGCAAAAUGUAUUUCUUUAACAUACCUGAAUUUUAGCAGUAAAGCAAGAAGUUUGCCUCUUACUAUUGCUCUGCUCAUCUAGUAUUAAAUUCUGCAUCAACAUCAAUGUAUUACAAAUGCGUGUGGGUGGGAAGGGGUUUGGCUGUUAGUCUCUUAAUAAAUCUAAUUCAUUCAGCACAAA